Messenger RNA from Somion occarium, 1642 nucleotides. NCBI's taxonomy places the organism in Eukaryota, Fungi, Basidiomycota, Agaricomycetes, Polyporales, Cerrenaceae. The record is from the annotation of a GenBank genome assembly.
GCUACCAGCCUCUCGACUGUAUCCAGCGAUCGCAAACUUGUUUCUCUACCUUUCUUGUCUUAUUUUUGGAAAUCUCGGAAGUGAAUGAGUUCAGCUCUGCCCGGAUUCAAUGACGCUACCAUGUCCGUCGAUCACUUGCCAGAUGAACUUUUGUCCCUCAUCUUUGAGUAUGCAGGACUAAAUAUGCUGCAUAAUGAUGAGCCUUCAUCUGUCUGGUUUUCGUCACAAGUUUCAUUCAGGUGGAGUCACAUUAUCCAUCAUACCCCCUCUGUGUGGUGUUAUGUGCCUAUCUAUAGACGGUCGAACUUGAAUUUGCCCCAGCUUCACUUCGAAAAGUCCCGGCAUUACCCCCUCUCUAUAUACCUAAACGUAAGAGCAAGAGGUGCCAAUUUGGUGCACGCACUUCAAUGCAUGGUUGAACAGUCGGAACGCUGGUAUACGUUGAUUAUACGUGUCCCUGACGCACCGACAUUAUCCACAAUCAUAUCUCGUCUACGAAGAACGUGUGCACCUCGCUCGAAGCAUUUCGAGCUAUAUGUUGAUGCCCCUCAGCAUACGAUCGGCCAACUACCGGAAGUCUUUCAGGAUGGUUUUGCGCAAUUGACAUCCCUAACAUUACGAGGUAGAGCGUUCAAUCUUCGUUCACCUCUCCUUUCCAGACUACGCUCUCUGACUCUAUGCCACUUACCUCAACUUCAAGGACACCCUCCUCAUCACACAUUCCAAGAGCUCCUCGGUGCAUCUCCGAAGCUAGAGUAUUUAGCCCUUGACGGCGUCUUCCCGUAUCUUAGCCUCGGUAUCGAGUAUGACGAGAUCCUCGUUCCGGCCCUACAAGUGCUUGAUAUCAGGAUGCAGUGCCAGGGUUGGCGGCAAUUCAUAUCGAUCCUGAAGCUCCCGUGCUUGAAUCGCUUGACGUUCACGAGCAGCGAAACCAGCGUAUGGCGCUCAUUCGAGUCAUCAUUGUCAAUCUUGGCCGCGAAUGUGGGGCCCUUGCAAGAGCUACACCUUAAUGUCCUCUCCAGGGAACCCCCCUUCGUGGACUGGAGUUAAUCCUUUCCUCCAGACUUGAGUUGAUCAGAAUUUUUACGCUAGCUUCGCGUCUUUGCAGCUAUUUAGCUUGGAAGUGAGCGACGUCAUGGUCGCUGAAUAUUUCUUGAAGCCGUGGGCGUCCCUUGCGUUUGUUGAUGAGUAUUCUGGGUUUGCAGUGACAAACAACCCGUUCAGCAUGGUUUGGCAAGACUUGGAGCUGUUUGUCCUACGUGCACCGGGGCUCAGAGACCUGGACCAAGACAGUAAUUUCCUGCACGAGCUACACGAGCUCCUUGAGCUGCUACGCUCACUCCGCCUAUCGCUGAAUAUGUCACUGGAAACUGUAUGUCUGCCCACGACGCGUCUCUAAACGCGAUCGGUCGCGCGUGACAGUCAGUAUAUGAGCCUGUGCGUUACAUCACACCACUUCUGCCCGUCACCCAUGAUGUUUGUGGGCCUCCACACUCCUCUAUCCUAGCACAAGAAUCAACAAAAUGGCUCCGUGCCACCCAUCUCUCAUACAUUUCCCUCCGUUGUCUUCUUCCCCAGCUUGUUUCGCCGUCUGACGCUUGUACAUCUGAACAACGUAGAUUGCACAUUACGCUUCGGGUUC